UUACUGUUUGUGACUUAGGGACCCAAAGAGGACCAGGAGUCUGAGUCGGAACUAACUGUGACUCAACUGAAGGCGCUGCGUAAGCAGCAGCAGGCAAAAUUAGAAAAGACAAUGUUGGGAGAGGACUCUGAUGAGGAAGAUGAAAAAGAGGAGAAAAAUGAGAGGAGUCAGAACACUGAUAUGAGCUGCUCAUGGGGAAUGGGGGAGGAUGCUGAGGAGGAUGAGGUUGAAGAAAACCCUAUUGCUAUUGAUUUUCAGGAUGUACAAGAUGCCUUUUAUAUGAAAGAUCCUAGGAAGGCCUUACAGGGCUUUUUUGACAGAGAAGGAGAAGAGUUAGAAUAUGAAUAUGAUGAUCGUGGGCACAAUAGCUGGCUAUGCAGGAUAAAGUUGCCUGUGGAUGAUGCAUCAGGGAAGCAGCUGGUGGCAGAGGUUCUCCACUCAGGAAAGAAGAAGGAAGCAAUGAUACAGUGUGCCCUGGAAGCUUGCAGACUACUUGAUGCUCGGGGAGUACUAAGGCAAGAAGCAGUAUCCCGAAAAAGGAAAUCCAAGAACUGGGAAGAUGAGGAUUUUUAUGACAGUGAUGAUGACACCUUCCUUGAUCGAACUGGUGCUGUAGAAAAGAAACGGCUGAACAGAAUGAAAAAAGCUGGUAAAAUAGAAGAAAAACCAGAGACUUAUGACUCCCUGGUCAAAAAGCUAAGUGAAGCUGAAAAUGAGCUUUCUGAGAUAACAGAGAAGCUGAAGUCUUCAGGGAAAGUCCACUCCCAGCCAGCACCUCAAGAUUCCUUGGAUGAAUUCAUGACUGAAAUAAAAUCAGGAUCUACCUUAGACAGUGUGGCACGAAAGAAGCUUCACUUGAGGUCCUUUGAACUGAAGAAAGAGCAGCAGAGGCUGAAAGGGUUAAUAAAGCUUGUCAAGCCUGCAGAACUGCCUGAGCUGAAGCCCCAUGGGAGUUACGGUCUGGAAGCAGAGGGCAAGCCUAAAAAGAUUACCCUGCCUCUAUUUGGUGCAAUGAAAGGUGGGAGCAAAUUCAAGCUGAAAACUGGAAGCCUAGGGAAGUUGCCUGCUAGGCGUCCAGAAAUCCCUGAAAGCUUGUUAAAAACGAAAGAUGAUGGACCAGAGGAGGAGGAAGAGGAAGAAGAAGAAGAAAUGGAGGAGAAACAAGAAAUAGAUACAAGGAACAGCAGAGCAUCAAACGUGGAAAUGAAAAUUACAGCAGAAGAAGAAACAGGAAAAGAAGCUAAUGCUGCUGAUGAUUCUUCUUGCAAUAGCAAGAAUCUAGAAUCCCUUCAAGAUGGGGUUCCUUUUCUGCCGGAGCCCAAGGUACUAAGGAAUGAAUCUCAGAUGGGACAAGAGAAAUCUCAAGCAUCUGAGGCAGUAUGUAAGGAACCUGAAGAGACAUCUGAGGAAGUUAAGAAAAUCAGCAGCUCAAGCAAGGCAAAACAACCACCAUUUUUUUCCUCACAGUACCCAGAUGAUGACCCAGACUACUGCAUAUGGGUUCCUCCUGCAGGUCAAAGUGGUGAUGGCAAGACUCAUCUCAACGAAAAAUAUGGCUACUAA
This is a messenger RNA of Nestor notabilis (Kea), 1563 nucleotides long. RefSeq names its product solute carrier family 4 (anion exchanger), member 1, adaptor protein (gene SLC4A1AP). The record is from RefSeq and is a predicted model, not a curated record. Lineage: Eukaryota; Metazoa; Chordata; Aves; Psittaciformes; Psittacidae. The annotation marks the transcript as partial. The transcript is spliced from 13 exons.